AUGAGUUCUCAACAAUUAGAUUAUUCGUUCAGGGGUUUGAUCUACGUGUCUGACAUUCAACAAACCAGACCUAGAAAUGGUUUGAAACCUUACAAAAGAUCACCUGCUGGAAGAUUUUGGUGUAGUUCUUUUAGACUUAAUAAUAAUAAUAUUGUUAGCGUUCAGGGUAUCAGAGAUAUGGUUUUUCAGGUUUUUGAAAUACCUGAAAAUUUAACAUGGAUCGAUUUAUCAUUUAAUAAAUUAACGUAUAUUCAUCCGGAAUUUUCAGAGCUUAGAAGUUUAAAAAUACUUUAUUUACAUGGAAAUCAUUUUACUCAAUUUACUCCGGUUCUUUAUCAUUUACAUUUGACACUUCAUGGAAAUCCAAUAGAAGAGGUUAAAGGUUACAGACAAAGGAUAAUAUCAGUUUUGCCAAAUUUAAAAAGUUUAGAUUUUACAAAUGUAACAAAUUCUGAUAUUGAAAAUGUUGAAUGUUUAAAAAAUGGCGGAAGUCGGUGA
Pediculus humanus corporis (human body louse) is the source of this 498-nucleotide messenger RNA. RefSeq names its product leucine-rich repeat-containing protein, putative. The record is from RefSeq and is a predicted model, not a curated record. The transcript has 3 exons. Lineage: Eukaryota; Metazoa; Arthropoda; Insecta; Psocodea; Pediculidae. Gene Ontology annotation, molecular function: protein binding. Bases 1 to 498 code for a protein of 165 amino acids.